Molecule: messenger RNA, 4113 nt
Organism: Nerophis lumbriciformis (worm pipefish)
Lineage: Eukaryota; Metazoa; Chordata; Actinopteri; Syngnathiformes; Syngnathidae
Gene: egflam
Product: EGF-like, fibronectin type III and laminin G domains
Molecular function (GO): calcium ion binding; protein binding
Source: RefSeq, a predicted model, not a curated record
CUUAGUCAGUGUGGGAUCAUUAUUGGAGGUGCGGAAGAAUACGGGGCGGUCAUCGGGACUCUGCCAGAGGUCACCGGAAGGUUGCUGUAGACCAGGAAAGGUCAAUGCAGGGUUGGGAGUGUGUGAGUCCUCCUGCGAGUUGACGGACACGCUGAUCCGGAGAGGUGGACUCUCCAGGGGCCUUUCCUUUCUGGGCGCCCCUGUCCCAGAAGACAGCAGCCGCUGUGGGCUCCGGAGCAGGGCCGCGCGGCCGGCGUGCACGACUCCCAGCAGAAUGAAACAAGUGGUCAUGAGGCUAUGCCAUAACUUCAUGGUCCUCUCGGGACAUGGCGCGGCUCGGAACCAAACGCUCUCAUCUGCUCAUCACGGACACGGCGAGGGAUUUUAUUCCAGGUGAAGACAUGGAGACAAGCUGCAAAGAGAGGACGUUAGUGCACUUUGUUGCCUUUGCAAUGUGCUUGCUUGCUGUCUGUUGUGCUGCAAGGAGGUCCAAUGUGAGGCGAGCUGGACUUAUGCGGAUCCCAAAUACACAACAACAGGUACCGACAGAUCGCCUGAGUCCACCAUUAGACAUCCAGUUGGAGACGCUCAACUGCACCGCCUUCAGUGUUCGAUGGAAGAUGCCCCGGCGCCACGUCAGCACCAUCACCGGAUACAAGGUGUUCUACACAGAGAUGAAAAGCGGCCGUCCGCUCGGCACGGCCGCCGUGUUGGAAGUACCUCUCAGUUUGGACAUGCUCACAACUGGACAAUUUGAUGGGCAGGCAAGCUUUGAUGUAGACGUUGCCAACCUUAAGGCGAACACUAAGUACCGAGUGAGUGUCGGCGCCUACGGUUGGGCCGGCGAGGGUCGACCCAGCAUGCCCCGCGACGUCGGCACCGGUUCACACGAAAUGUGCAUGCCACCCUCGCCCCCGACUCAGCCUGUUGUCAUGGCGAUAUCCGACACGGAGUUGGCGCUGUCAUGGCAGCAAGGGGAAAGCGAGGGAAGUGCACCUGUCCUCCACUUCCUGGUGGCCUACAUCAGGCCAGAAAUGGACACGGAGUGGACGUACAUCCGCGAACCCAUCCAGACCAACUCCAUGGUGCUGAAGGGCCUCAUACCAGAAACGGAGUACCAGUUUGUCAUCAGAGCCGUCAACGCCUACGGAGCCAGCCCGCCGAGCAACAUCAAUAACCCGGUGCGCACUUUGGGAGCAUCAGACGUGGGCAGUGGUGAUUACGGGCGUUACAUCACGGACCCGCAAAACAAAGACUACGACGGUUUUGACAUCGACGACUCCGACUAUGACACCUUCAUUGAAGAGCUGAAUCAGUUUCCUGACGUCAAUCAAGACAACGGCAAGUCGCAGCUUCGCUCUCGCUCCGGUCCAUCGGGUCAGAACAUCGUCUACCGCAUGAACACCAUGGCUCCGCCGGAAAAUGCUUCACUCCCCUCCUCCACCAGCGUCUUCCUUGACUUCUCAGAUCUGAUUUUCCCUACCAGCUCCGAGCGGGACGUCACCAGCCUGACCUCGGUCACCACAAGAACCACUUUGCCCACGUCCACCGCGGCUCCAACCAUGUCGCCGUGGAAUGGAGAUAUUCCACGGGUCUACCGACUGACCUGCGACGAGACAGUGUGCCCCCCCGACAGCUUCUGCCUCAGCGACCUUGACAGCGGAGGCUCGCGCUGCCAUUGCAACCUCGGACGUGCGGGCAGGACUUGUUCUGAAGUGGUGUCGGUCAAGUUCCCCAGGUUCUACGGCUACUCCCACAUGACCUUUGAACCCUUGAAGAACUCCUACCAGUCUUUUCAGAUCACACUGGAGUUCAAGGCGGACGCUGAGGAUGGUCUGCUGCUCUACUGCGGCGAGAACGAACACGGCCGUGGCGACUUCACCUCGCUGGCCCUGGUGCGAGGCAAGCUGCACUACAGGUUCAACUGUGGAACGGGCGCGUCUCAGAUAGCAAGCGAGAGUCGCAUCGUGGUCGGCCAGUGGCACACGGUGACCGUCUUCAGAGACGGCGUAAGCGGUUGGCUCCGACUGGACAACGAUACGCCGAUAUCCGGUCGAUCUCCGGGUCAGUACACCAAGAUCACAUUCCGCUCGCCGCUGUACCUGGGCGGAGCUCCGAGCGCUUAUCAUCUGGCGAGCACGACGGGGACCAACAGAGGCUUCGUGGGCUGCUUGCAAAGUUUGACCAUCAACAACGUGGCCACCGACAUCAGACCGUGGCCGCUGGGCCGAGCUCUGAGCGGCGCUGACGUAGGCGAGUGCAGCGACAGCGUGUGCGACGUAGUGGGCUGCGGCAACGGCGGUGUCUGCUAUGCAAACCGCGCCGACGGCUUCAUCUGCCUUUGCCCACUCGGCUUCAGAGGAGAUCUUUGUGAAGAGAGCUUCUCCCUCUCUUCCCCUCUCUUCAACGAGACGCUCUUCUCUUACGCUGUGGUGCCGUGGCCUCAGCCCUCAUCCAGCUACUUGUCCUUCAUGGAGUUCGAGCUCACCUUCAGGCCGUCUUCGCCCGACGGGACCGUGCUAUACAGCGAUGAUGCCGACAGCGGCGACUUCCUCGCCAUCAACCUGGUGGAGCGAUACGUGGAGUUCAGAUUCGACUGCGGCUCCGGGGGCGCUGUUUUACGGAGCGAGGAGCAGAUCAGCCUGGACGCGUGGCACGAACUGAGAGUGUCCCGGACAGCAAAGAGUGGCAUCCUGCAAGUGGACAACCAGAAGCCUGUGGAAGGAUUUGCUGAGGGGGCUUUCACACAGAUAAGCUGCAGCUCGCCUCUCUACAUUGGAGGUGUGCCGGAGUACGAGAAAACUAAGAGAACCGCCGCCGUCAUGAAGCCAUUCACCGGAACUGUGCAAAGGCUGAUCCUGAACGACCGCACCAUCUCCAUAACGAACGGCUCGGCCGGCGGCGUGAACGUGGCCAACUCGGCCCACCCGUGCGUCCAAAGUCCCUGCGCCAACGGCGGCACCUGCAGGCCCAAGUGGGACGGCUACGAGUGUGACUGCCCCCUAGGGUACGACGGCAGGCACUGCCAGAAAGAGUGCGGAAAUUACUGCCUGAACACCGUGACGGAAGCCAUCGAGAUCCCACAGUUCACAGGUCGCAGCUACCUGACCUACGACAACAGAGACAUCCUCAAAAGGGUGUCCGGGUCUCGGAACAACCUCUUCAUGCGCUUUAAGAGCACAUCCGGAGACGGCCUGUUGCUAUGGCGAGGAGACACGCCCAUGAGAGCCAACAGCGACUUCCUGUCCAUGGGACUGCAGGAUGGGGCGCUCAUCUUCAGUUAUAAUCUCGGCAGUGGGCCAACGAACAUUGUGGUCAAUGGAACCUUCAGUGAUGGCAGGUGGCACCGAGUCAAAGCAGUCAGGGAUGGACAGUCCGGGAAGCUGACAGUGGACGACUAUGGGGUCCAAACGGGUCGUUCACCAGGCAAGAUGCGACAACUGAACAUCAAUGGACCGUUAUAUGUUGGCGGCAUGAAGGAAAUCGCCCUGCACACCAACAGACAAUACGUCGGAGGCCUGCUGGGCUGCGUGUCACACUUCACGUUGUCCACGGAUUACCACCUGGCGCUGGUGGAGGCAGCCGCCGACGGCAAGAACAUCAACACCUGCUCCAAGUAGAGCCUCAGGUCCUCUUUUUGAAGCGCGCCGUCUUGAACUUUGUUUUUGUUGUUGUUGUUGUUGUCAUUGUUGGAAGUGACUCUGAAACACUGACACGGUUGAAGUUCACAGAUUGGCCACAGGAGGCGACGAAGCACGCUUGCAGGCCACAGGUUUUAAGAAGGACAUUUUUGACGGGAUAAUCCCAAGCACAUCUCUUUUUUUUUCUUUUUUUAACUGCAAAUCCUUCUUUGAUCGGCGGAAAGAAGCGAGUGAUCCUUGGGAUGAAAUUUACGAGGGAACUUUCUGACCUACAGUAGAUCUGCUUCUUUGCUUCGGCCUUAGAAACUUUCUUUCUUUGUGUGUGUGUGUGUGUGUGUGUGUGUGUGUGUGUGUGUGUGUGUGUGUGUGUGUGUGUGUGUGUGUGUGUGUGUUCUGGCAAUGCUUACUUAAUGGGGACAUCGCUCUGUUUACACUAGUGGUCCCCAACCUUUUUGUAACUGCAGACUGGUCA